GAUUGUCUCUGGCGGUGAAGUAAAAAGGGACUGAUAUGAACAGAGUCACAACUACUUUCUUUAGCUGGAUCAGUCGUCAUUGGCUGUUCGGUGGACACGAAAGGUCCACGCCUAUUGGUUCAGCGUGAGGGGAAAGAAGGCUCUCUGAUUGGCCCAUUCUCCUUACCGCGACCUUUCACCGCCGUCAACCUCGGCAGCGACCUGCCGUCGUGCUAGUUGUCAACACUGAAUCUUUAAGUAACCCAACUGGCCUUGAACUUUGAGACCGAUUUCGCGCUGAGAUAUGACACGAAGAAGACACACGGACAGAAACCUGCAGGCUGUUAAGUGAACGCUUAUGCCUCCAACCAAACUAUAUCUUCAGUCAUGGCGGGGAUUCUCCAAAGAACACCAAAGCUGAGGACAGCUCUCAGACAUCUCCGACAUCAUAGCACCCUCCCAUCUACAGCCACAACCAGGCUGUCACCUGUAGGCCUCCACAGUCCAUUUCUCACCUGCAGCUCAGCAAAGUUUGUGGCCUCCACUCGUAAGCUACAUGCUGGUGCUGGUGCUGGUGCUGGUGCAGAUGGACCCAAGCCGUCUCCCGCUGCAGCCCCAGAGAGGCUCCCUUUCUCCAGAGUAACUCAGGAAGAUUUGGCCUUCUUCAGGAAGAUCCUACCGGGCAGAACCAUCACUGACCCAGACCUGCUGGAGUCAAGUAACGUGGACUGGCUCAAAACAGUGAGAGGUUCCAGUGAAGUGUUGUUGAGACCUCAGACAACAGAGGAAGUUUCUCAAAUUCUCAGUUAUUGUAACAGUCGUAACCUGGCAGUGAACCCUCAAGGAGGCAACACUGGGCUGGUUGGGGGCAGUGUCCCAGUCUAUGAUGAGAUCAUCCUCUCCACUGCUCUUAUGAACAACAUCCUUACCUUUGAUAGCAUCUCUGGUAUUCUCACCUGCCAGGCAGGUUGUGUCCUGGAGAACUUGUCUCUCUACCUGGAGGAGAGAGACUACAUCAUGCCACUGGAUCUUGGGGCAAAAGGCAGUUGCCAAAUUGGGGGCAACGUGGCAACUAAUGCAGGUGGGCUGCGGCUGCUGCGAUACGGCUCCUUACGCGGGACUGUCCUGGGUCUGGAAGUGGUGUUGGCAGAUGGGCGGGUGCUGGACUGCUUGGCGACGCUGCGGAAAGAUAAUACCGGAUAUGACCUCAAACAGCUCUUUAUAGGGUCGGAGGGUACACUGGGGGUCAUUACAGCAGUGUCUAUCCUUUGUCCACGGAAGCCCAAAUCUGUCAACGUGGUUUUCCUGGGCUGUGAGACCUUCGAGCAGCUGCUGCAGACAUUUCAGCUCUGCAGAGGCAUGCUGGGAGAGAUCCUGUCAGCCUUCGAGUUCUUGGAUAGUGCAUGUAUGAGGCUGCUGAACACGCACCUCAAACUACCCAAUCCCAUUUCUGAAUGCCCAUUCUAUGUCGUCAUAGAAACAUCUGGAUCUGACCCGAAACAUGACGGAGAGAAACUCCACAACUUUCUAGAGGAGGCGAUGACAUCUUCAUUAGUCACUGACGGAACUGUAUCAACUGAGGACUCAAAAAUAAAGGCUCUGUGGACGAUGCGUGAACGUGUCACGGAGGCGCUGACUCACGAUGGCUUCAUCUACAAAUAUGACAUCUCACUUCCGGUGGAGCAGAUCUACCAGUUGGUGACAGACAUGAGGGAGCACCUGGGGGACCGGGCCAAGAGUGUGGUGGGUUAUGGACACGUAGGUGAUGGUAACCUCCACUUAAAUAUCACCUCUCCUGCCAAAGACCCCUCUCUCCUCGCCGCCAUCGAGCCGUUUGUCUACGAGUGGACGGCCAGCUAUCAGGGCAGCAUCAGUGCUGAGCACGGACUGGGCCUGAAGAAAAGAAACUACAUCUACUACAGUAAACCCAGCCAGGCUGUAGCUCUGAUGGGUAGCAUCAAGGCCAUGCUGGACCCCAAAGGCAUUCUGAACCCAUACAAGACUUUGCCAGACAACCUGAAAUGACCCAAACUGUCUCACUGCUGUGGGGUAGGUGGUAAUGCAUGUAGAGCUCAUGCAGGAGCUCCAUCUACAGCCUGACUGCCACAUGGUUUUUAUCGUGGCUCAUGCUUUUUCCUGUGACACCUUUUUCACACGUUUAGUGCAGAGCUGCAGGUUUUGCACAAGAAACGGCAUUUGCCAGGCAACCCGUGAUGUUUGUUAUACAUGUUCCCAAAACUUCCAAAAGUAAUUAGAUUUUCAUGUGCACGAAGCAUUACUAUCAGAUUGACAUCCACGUCAUCAAGCCGCUGACUUUGUAGUAGUCUCUGGACUUAAAUUAUGAGGUGAAGUUAAUGCUAAACAUUAUCCACUACCUCUGCCACUCUUCUGUGCUAGAGUAGCCUUAGUCUGAUCCAGUUCUUGUGCCCCCGAAUAUGCAACAGGUUCUAGAUGUUAAAUUUAGGACACUUUGUAUCAUAGAUGAACGACUACUAGAGGCUACUAGUAUCCGCUAGAGGGCAGACAUAGAAUGAUUUAUGUUUGGAGUGAUUGUAAAGUCUUGAGCAUCUUAAAAUCAUGUAAUUAUUUAAGGGUACUUUACUAUUUAUAUGGAAACCCAUGUAGUAGUGUCUGGUAUUAGAGUAUGAACAAUUCUGACUUUACUACACAAGGAAAUGUGUUGCUCUGCAGCUGCUGGUUGAAGCUUUAAAGGAAUGGUUCACAAUUUUUUCAAGUCUGUCUAGUCAGGUGCCCCCAUCAACACUGAAACAGGUUUUGCUCGCUGUAAUCAUUCCUCCUCCUAUAUAGGCCAUCGAAAGAUCUGUCUGUAAUGAGUUAAAAUACCUUCAGAAGUUUAAGUUUAUAGUCUUUUAAGUACAAAAUUCACUUUCAGCUACUGUCCCCCCACUGCAGCUCAGCAAGGAAAGACUGUCUUGGGAAAAACGGUGUAUAAUGUACUAAAAUGACUUGACUUGUCUGCUGUCUGACGCAGCAGGCAGAGUCUGCUGAAGCCUCAUUAUCUUCAGAAUUUGAACUUUGGAAUACAUUUUUGCAUUGGGGGGGGGGCUGGAUUUUGUCCCCCAUCACUUAAAUUGGAAGCAUAUUAGAAGGGAUCUUUAAAUGGCCAGUAGCAACAGCAGGAAUGAUUACAGCAAGCAAAAGCUCUUUCACUGUUCAAUAGGUCACCUGACUAUUGUUUUAAGAACCUAUCCUUGAACAUUUUACUUGUGGAAAUGUGUUUUCUAAAAUUACAACACAGGCCGGCUAAUAGUUAAGCAAGAAUGCAAUAAAUGUUUUAUUACAUAUAAAAAAGACAAAGCAACAUUUUUUUCCCCCCCAAAACAAUCCCAGCAUUUGUGAACAAUCUGAUUUGUAACCGCACAACUAGGCAACUGUAUCGAUUUUAAAAUUAAUCUUAAAUAAAACAGUUUCCAAAUGAAAA
Molecule: messenger RNA, 3421 nt
Organism: Xiphias gladius (swordfish)
Lineage: Eukaryota; Metazoa; Chordata; Actinopteri; Istiophoriformes; Xiphiidae
Gene: d2hgdh
Product: D-2-hydroxyglutarate dehydrogenase
Exons: 10
Coding region: 367-2004 (545 amino acids)
Cellular component (GO): mitochondrion
Molecular function (GO): catalytic activity; FAD binding
Source: RefSeq, a predicted model, not a curated record